GCAGUCCAGGGAAUUUCCUUUGGGAUCCGGAAGGGAGAAUGUUUUGGCCUGCUCGGAGUCAACGGGGCGGGAAAGAGCACCCUCUUCAAGAUGAUCACCAGUGAGAUUCCUAUCACCUCUGGUGAUGCAUUCAUCAGUGGUUACAGCGUGACGAAAAACUUGAAAGAAACGAGACAGCGUUUGGGUUACUGCCCGCAGUUCGACGCCAUGUGCUCCAUGAUGAGUGUCCAAGAACACCUGGCAAUGUUCUCCAGGUUUAGAGGUGCCCCUAAGUCUAAAGUUUCUGAAAUUGUGCAAUGGGGUUUGGACAAUCUCGGCCUAAAAAAAUUCGCCAACUACUUGCCAGGUAAGUUAUCGGGCGGAAACAGGAGAAAACUGGCCGUUGCACUUUCACUAAUCGGCAAUCCGGAUCUUAUUUGUUUGGAUGAACCAACAACUGGAGUUGAUCCAGGUGCUCGCUCGUACGUCUGGAGAUGCAUCGCUAGUUCAACGGAAACAGGUCACGGAGUUUUGUUGACCACUCACAGUAUGGAAGAAUGUGAAUCGCUGUGCCACCGGCUAACCAUUCAAGUCUCUGGACGCCUGAUGUGUUUUGGCAGUCUGCAACAUAUUAAAUCUAAGUUCAACAAGGGAUACACAAUCCUGAUAAAACUGAAGAUAGUACCGAAAGCUGAGCAAGACAAAAUGGUUGAAGAGGUCACUAAAUAUAUAAGGUCGAAGUUCAAAGAGAUCGUUCUAGAGCAAAGAAAUUUUAACGUUCUAUCUUAUAACGCGAAGAUCGAAGCGUCAUCACUGUCCAAUGUAUUUGACAUGCUGUCGAAAGCCAAGAAGGAAAACUUAUUUGAAGAUUUUUCCAUCAGCCAGACUACACUGGAACAGGUU
Messenger RNA from Helobdella robusta, 882 nucleotides. RefSeq lists its product as hypothetical. The record is from RefSeq and is a predicted model, not a curated record. Gene Ontology annotation, molecular function: ABC-type transporter activity; lipid carrier activity; ATP hydrolysis activity. The annotation marks the transcript as partial. The transcript has 8 exons. Gene Ontology annotation, cellular component: membrane; intracellular membrane-bounded organelle. Gene Ontology annotation, biological process: transmembrane transport; lipid transport. Lineage: Eukaryota; Metazoa; Annelida; Clitellata; Rhynchobdellida; Glossiphoniidae.